AUGGCCGAUUUGAGUCCUCCCUACUCCCCACACUCGCCGUCUACAUCAGAAACCUGCGAUCCCCCCUCUCCUAGAUCAGAUUCCUCAUCGUCGCUGGAUCUGCGAACUUCAACAGCCGUGGAAUCGUUGCUGAGUCUCCGAGGUUCCUGUGGCGCUAGCGGCAGUGCCAGAAUGGAGUGUCAGUGGCGGCCUCCUUCGCCCGCUCCGUCCACCUCCAGCGAACGCAGCGUAGCUCCCGGGGCUUCGCCGGUACGUCAGGACGCUACCGCUACACCUCAGCCAUCGUCCGUUCGCCCGGCGUUUCAACCGCCUUCGUCGGCUACGCAUUAUUCCCCACCGCCGCUUUCCCUACCGCCGCCAUUCGGCGGCUACACACUCGGUCCGGACGGACACGUCGUCAACAGCUACCCCCAGCCCUCAUAUUCCCCGCCUAGCAUUCCUGUUAUUCCAAGUGAGAUGAUCCCCAAAUUCAUUCAGUCAGUAAACAACGCCUACAGCCAGCCACCAAUGAGCUUCAAUGGAUCUUUUCUCCCACCUGGUCGAGUUGUACUACUAACACAGUCGAACCAACAGAUGAUAUCUCACCUCCUGCGUACCAAUCAGAUCCCCAUCGUCCCCGUACUAACGACCCCGCCAAACGGUGAAACCACGGCAACAACGACAUCGUCGCCGAUCAACGAUGACACCACUGCGGAAAACACCUCCCCGGUGCCGGUAACUCCACCCGCAACCGCUAUUCCUAUGGAAACUUCGCCCCAGACCACACCCACUUGUAGCCCGACUAAUCCCGCAGCUACGAACACUGCAGAAGAGGAGGAAGACCGCCGGAGACCGUUUCCGUGUCCCCACUGUGCAAAGACGUACAUCAAGAGCUCUCAUCUAAAGGCACACGUUCGAAUACACACCGGCGAGCGACCCUAUAAUUGUGAGUGGAAGGAUUGCGACCGCUGCUUUUGCACGCUCCGACGAACUGGCGCGGCACCGCCGGACCCACACGGGCGAGAAGAAGUACGUGUGUCCGUUGUGCGAUCACCGGUUCAUGAGGAGCGACCACCUCGCAAAACACGCCAAGCGUCACCUUAGCAACAAGCCCCUCCCCGCCUGGCAGCGAGAGGUGGAGAAACUUAGGUUGCUACGGGAACAGUCUGUAGCGUAGAAAUAGCAGUCAUUUUAUGCACAUUUUCACUUCGUCAAAGCAAAAUUUUCAUUAAAAAUGCUUUGUUUGUCCCUCCUGUAAUCAAUGCCAAAUUCAUCCGGUAAUUUUUAUACUUUUAUUAACAUUUUCCAUCCAUUUAUUGUCUCAAUUUAUUGUCAUCGUCACUUGUGAAUGCUUUUUAGUUCAUGUGGGUCAUCAUUUAAACCUUUGUGUGUGCAGAAUACGAUGUAAUGAGCAAUCUUUCUACUAAUGUGAUUUUAGUGCUGUCCAUUUUGUGGGGUGUGCAAUUACCAUGCUAAGACAUGCUCCACACUGGUGUGCAAUUACCAUGAGCUAAGACAUGCUCCAAGGUAGUGCUAUAAUAAU
This is a messenger RNA of Geodia barretti, 1522 nucleotides long. The record is from the annotation of a GenBank genome assembly. Lineage: Eukaryota; Metazoa; Porifera; Demospongiae; Tetractinellida; Geodiidae.